CUCCUCUCGGCCCGGGCGACCCGCCGCGGGGAGACUGCACCCCGGAGGGACCCCGCCCACGCUGCCCGCCCCCCUCCGCAGCGGGCGGGUGGAGAGGCGACCGCAGGGGCAGGGGCAGGGGCCGGCGGGCCAGCAGGUCCGACUCCCGCAGCACGGGGUCCGGUGACCGCCAGCUCCAGCCUCCGUUUCCCCAGAGACAGGACUCCGGGCAGGAAACGUUGGCCGCGCCGUAGGUCUGCCUGGGCUGAUGAAAGCAGAUUCCCCGUCCAGACCCAGUCACCAGGUGUGCCGGCGGCCGUCCCAGUCCAGGAGCUGAUGCUGAGCACAUCCCCUCUUGCUCCUCCACCAGCGACCAGGAGCGGAGCUCUGGGAUGUGCAUGUGACGAUGGACAGCAAGGACCUAGAAGCCGAAAUCCACCCCCUGAGGAACGAAGACAAGAGGCUGCCCGAGACCCCGGGAAACCCGGGCCACGCAGACGAGAAGCUGAAAAGCUCGCCCCGGCAGCCCCGCCUCUCCCGGUGCCGCACCGUUGUGUUUUUUCUUUCACUGUUUGUCUGCCUGUUCGUAGUGUUCGUGGUUUCGUUCAUCAUCCCGUGCCCGGAACGGCCCGUGUCGCAGGGGAUGUGGCGGAUAGACUACAGCGCGGCAGUCACCUAUGACUUCCUGGCUACAGAAGACAUCAACAGGGACAGGAUCCAGGAUGUUCUCUUUCUUUAUAAAAAUGCCAACGGCAGCAACAACUUCAACCUAUCCUGCACCGACGAAGGCUUUUCCUCUCCCUGCACCUUUGUGGCUGCCGUGUCGGGGGCCAGUGGCAGCGUGCUCUGGGAGAGGCCUGCGGCCCAGGAUGGCGCCCUCGUGCGGUGCUCCGUCCCACAGACGCAGGGCAGCAGGAUGUCCUCCGCCUGCAUCCUCGUGGGCAGACCCAGCUCCUUCGUUGCUGUGGACUUGUUCACAGGGGAGACCCUGUGGAGCCAGCCCCCUGGCUUUGACAGGAACACCUCCGACCUGAGCUCGUUACUCCAACUGCCCGAUGUCGAUGCCGACGGGGCCCCAGACCUGCUGCUUCUCGCCCAGGAGGACAAGGAGGUCAGCAGUUACCUCUACUCCGGCAGCACUGGACGCCAGAUCGGCCACCGCGGCAGCCUUGGCGUGGGCGGGACCGCUGGCUCCCUCCUGCACGUCACCAGGGCAGGCGCUCACUACAUCCUCUUCCCUUGCCCAAGCUCCCUGUGCGGCUGCUCUGUGAAGGGCCUGCAUGAGGCGGCGACCGGGGGAGCGAGCCCCCUGCGCAGAGACCUGCUGUGGGAGCGCAUGCUCAACACCACCCCCCAUGGGCCGCUUGGGCGCAGCCCGGGAGCUCUCCGCCACCUGACGCACGUGCCAGGGAAGGCAGGCGAGGACCUCCUCCUCGUGACUUCGGAGGCCUGUGUGCUGCUUGACGGCCAGGACCUGACACCCCGGUGGACCUUCCGCACUGCCCAGGUCUUCAGAAAACCCAUCCUUGGCCACUACAAACCUGACACCCCUGCCGUGGUCAUCGAAAACGGAACCGGCACCAACAGACAGAUCCUGCUCCUGGACCUGGGCAGCGGGGCCAUCCUGUGGAACCAGGCCCUCCCGGGCCUCCCUGGGGACCCACAGUCCGCCAGCCUGCCAACCGCAGACCACCGCUCGGCCUUCUUCUUCUGGGGCCUCCACGAGCUCUCCGAGCUCUCCGGCACCAACCAGACGAGGCCCCAGGACGCGCAGCACAGCCUAUACAUGUUCCACCCCACGCUGCCGGGCGUCCUGCUGGAGCUGGCCAACAUCUCCGCCAACAUUGUCUCCUUCCAAGCGGUCCUGUUUGAGCCGAGCCGCCACGCUGCCUGCGUCCUCCUGAUGGGCCCGGCUGGCCCUGACACGCCUGGCACAGUCUCCGUGGCUAAGCACAAGGUGCAGGACCUUGUCCCGGGCAGUAGGGUGGUUCGCCUGGCGGAAGGCGGGCCUGACACUGACCAAGCUGUCCGGGACCGGUUCUCCCGCCUGCGGUACCGGAGUGAGGCAUAGACGCAUGGUGGCCAGCGCAUGCGGGACACACUCCAGCUGCUGCCAUUAAACCCCACAAGAAGUCCGUCCUUCCCUGGGUGUGCACUCCAAUCCCCGUACUCCUGGCCCAGGAUCCUCGUCCUACCCAGGGGUGCCCGGGCCGCUCCCAUCACCUGUGCAGCCACAUGCCCCCCAGUCCUCACCCUGCCCCCCUGGGGUCACACUCAAAGCCGCUGCCCUCAUCGUGUCUCCUUGGGUAGAGCGGGGCCCCACAGCACCACCCCCACUCGUCCACACCGGGUCCCUGUCUGCAGAUCCCCCUGGGGCCUGGGAGGGUGGCUGGCCCUGGGUGGCCUCGGGGCACCAGCUGGGCCCUUGAGGCAGUUCCUGGUCCCAACCUUUCCUGGAGCAAGUAGGGGAGGACUCAGGCCUGGUUGGUGGAGACAGGCCCCCGAGGGACGGGGCUGCGAGGCGCCCCCAGGGGUGCUUCCAUCCUUGUGUCAGCUGCACGUGCUGCGAACGUCCCGAGAAACUGGCCGCCGGGAGCACGUGGGGGUCGGUCUACCCCUCAGUACACACUGGAGCUGCUUAUCCCUCAGGGGUCCCCAUACCCCCAGCAGGUGCCUGGCCGCCUCCUGGUGCUUGGACGCCCCCUGCGGUCGGUACCGCUGACACAGGACUCACCUUCGUGCCUUGCCAUGCCCCAGGCCCGCCGUGGCGCUGUGGGGCUCUCGGUGCCCCGAUGACCCGGGCACCGCGGGAGACAGCGGAAUAAAUGGUUUGCACUGUCUGAGA
Molecule: messenger RNA, 2824 nt
Organism: Canis lupus familiaris (dog)
Lineage: Eukaryota; Metazoa; Chordata; Mammalia; Carnivora; Canidae
Gene: FAM234A
Product: family with sequence similarity 234 member A
Exons: 13
Coding region: 386-2050 (554 amino acids)
Molecular function (GO): protein binding
Source: RefSeq, a predicted model, not a curated record